Molecule: messenger RNA, 3890 nt
Organism: Mus musculus (house mouse)
Lineage: Eukaryota; Metazoa; Chordata; Mammalia; Rodentia; Muridae
Gene: Foxp4
Product: forkhead box P4
Exons: 17
Coding region: 289-2367 (692 amino acids)
Biological process (GO): regulation of DNA-templated transcription
Cellular component (GO): nucleus
Molecular function (GO): DNA-binding transcription factor activity; DNA-binding transcription repressor activity, RNA polymerase II-specific; sequence-specific DNA binding
Source: RefSeq, a predicted model, not a curated record
GGGGUCCCGGAGCCCCGGAGCCGGAGCGAGCUCAGGAGCGUCGCCGGAGCCCGGGGAAGGACGAUCGGAAGCUGGAGAGAGCCAAGCCAUCCUCCAAAGUGCGAUGCCCCCAAGGGGCUAAGGCGCGCGGCGAUCGGCGCUAGAAAGAUCGCUUCGGAGCGCAGGGGCAGCCCCGGCGAGUGGCGGCGGGCCCGGGCUGCGACCCGAGCGAGCCCCAUGCCCCGUGCGGGCUGACGGGCCGGAGCCCGCACUGAGCGGCCGGGCCGGACAGGUCCCGAUUGAGCGGCAAUGAUGGUGGAGUCUGCAUCGGAGACAAUCAGGUCGGCUCCGUCUGGUCAGAACGGCGUGGGCAGCCUCUCUGCGCAGGCUGAUGGCGGCGGUGGGGCCGGGACCGCGGGCACGGCCCCGGCUGCCGGUAGGGAUGCCUCAGGCAGGGAAGCAGCCAGCGGAGGAGCCGACAGCAAUGGCGAGAUGAGCCCCGCGGAGCUUCUGCACUUCCAACAGCAACAGGCUCUCCAGGUGGCCCGGCAGUUCCUGUUGCAGCAAGCCUCCAGCCUGAACUCCCCGGGGAACAAUGACAGUAAACAGUCGGCCUCUGCGGUGCAGGUGCCUGUGUCUGUGGCCAUGAUGUCCCAGCAGAUGCUUACCCCCCAGCAGAUGCAGCAGAUCCUGUCGCCACCUCAGCUGCAGGCCUUGCUGCAGCAGCAACAGGCUCUCAUGCUCCAGCAGCUGCAGGAGUAUUACAAGAAGCAGCAAGAGCAGCUCCACCUGCAGCUCCUCACCCAGCAGCAGGCUGGAAAACAGCAGCCCAAAGAGGCCCUGGGGAACAAGCAGCUGGCCUUCCAGCAGCAGCUCCUGCAGAUGCAACAGUUGCAGCAACAGCACUUGCUCAACCUCCAGAGGCAGGGGCUGGUCAGCCUGCAGCCAAGCCAAGCCUCAGGGCCCCUCCAGGCCCUCCCGCAAGCAGCCGUGUGCCCGACAGACCUGCCCCAGCUGUGGAAAGGCGAGGGUGCCCCGGGGCAGCCCGCUGAGGACAGCGGCAGGCAGGAGGGGCUGGACCUCGCCAGCACAGCUGUUACUGCUACCUCGUUUGCCAGCCCUCCCAAGGUCUCCCCGCCCCUCUCCCACCACCCCUUACCCAACGGACAACCCACUGUGCUCACAUCUCGGAGAGACAGCUCCUCCCAUGAGGAGACCCCCAGUUCCCACCCUCUUUAUGGACAUGGGGAGUGCAAGUGGCCAGGCUGUGAGACCCUGUGUGAAGACCUGGGCCAGUUUAUCAAACACCUCAACACAGAACACGCUUUGGAUGACCGGAGCACGGCCCAAUGCCGCGUGCAGAUGCAGGUGGUCCAACAGCUGGAGAUCCAGCUGGCCAAGGAGAGUGAGCGGCUGCAGGCCAUGAUGGCACAUCUGCACAUGCGGCCUUCAGAGCCCAAGCCCUUCAGCCAGCCACACCUACCCCAUUGCUCACAGCUGAACCCAGUCCCUGGCUCCUCCUCAUUCUCCAAGGUGACCGUCUCCGCAGACCCGUUCCCGGAUGGCCUCGUGCACCCCCCAACUUCAGCCGCUGCCCCCGUCACACCCCUGCGUCCCCCUGGCCUGGGCUCUGCCUCUUUGCACAGUGGGGGCCCUGCCCGCAGGAGAAGUAAUGACAAAUUCUGCUCCCCCAUCUCCUCAGAGCUUGCCCAGAAUCAUGAGUUCUACAAGAACGCUGACGUCAGGCCCCCCUUCACCUACGCUUCCCUUAUCCGCCAGGCCAUUCUGGAAACUCCAGAUCGGCAGCUGACGCUAAAUGAGAUUUAUAACUGGUUCACCAGGAUGUUCGCCUACUUCCGAAGAAACACGGCCACCUGGAAGAAUGCCGUGCGCCACAACCUCAGCCUGCACAAGUGUUUCGUCCGUGUGGAGAACGUCAAGGGGGCCGUGUGGACUGUGGAUGAGCGGGAAUAUCAGAAACGGAGACCGCCAAAGAUGACAGGGAGUCCCACUCUGGUGAAGAACAUGAUCUCGGGCCUCAGUUACGGGGCACUUAACGCCAGCUACCAGGCUGCCCUGGCAGAGAGCAGCUUCCCUCUUCUCAGCAACCCCGGCAUGCUGAACCCUGGCUCAGCCAGCAGCCUUCUGCCCCUCAGCCAGGAGGACCUGGGUGUCCCUGGGGAACCACUACCCAGCAAUGGGAGCAGCAGCCCGCCUCGUCUUUCCCCUCCUCAGUACAGCCACCAGAUACAAGUCAAAGAGGAGCCUGCAGAGGCAGAGGAAGACCGACGGCCGGGGCCUCCCUUGGGCGCCCCCAACCCCAGCACUGUGGGGCCUCCAGAAGACAGGGACCUGGAGGAGGACCUGGGAGGAGAGGACAUGUCCUAAGGGCAGGGUGGGCGGGCAGGGCAGGCCAAGACCCUGCCGCCCAGUGGACCCCGGCCUACCCACCCCACUCUACAGCCCCUCCAACCUCAAGGCACUUCGGGGACUCAGACGGGGGAGAUCCGGGCCAGUAGCUCCCAUGCCACCUGACUGACAGACGCCUGGGGACAGGCAUAUCCCUGCUCCCCGCAGAGAACACAGAACCCUUGGACUGGGACCCGUAGAGGACAUGGAGGGCCCAGACCCUCUCAGCCCCUCCCUGUAUUCCCAACCACCACCAGCAGCAGCAGCAGGGCUCUCCUUCCCCACCAGUGCUCCCCUCCAAGACCCCUUAGCACAAGGGGAGACCCGCAGGCGGGGCUGAGCCACCCCCACAACCCUACCUUCUUCAUCCCCUCUGUCCCGUCUGUGGCAGAGGUUUCUGGCCAGAGGACCCUUCCCGGUUCAUCUCCCCUCAUCUUCUUUUCCCAACUGUGAAAAUUAGUUCUCCGGUCCCAGCUUCCUGCUCAAAGGGGCAAGCAGGCUGGGGGCGGGGCACCUGCAGACCAGCCCCCUCAGCUGCGGGAGCGGAGCAAGUUGUGCCCUGCCCUUCCCUCCCUGACCUGAGGCAGAACCCAGAUUAAGCAGGUCUCCACCCCACCCUGUUUGCUGGGCACUCCUGCGGCACCCCGAGAGGGACCCCCAUGCUGGACACCUUCAGAGCGUGUGCAUAGGUGGUCUCUGACCUGAACAUCACAGUGCGGAGAAAGCCCGGCUGGAAACACCCUCGCCCCCAGCCUACGGGUCCCCGAAAUGGGGUCCUCUCACCCCGCCCCCUCACCUCCUCCUGUCCUUCCCUCUCCCAGUUAAAACGGAUGACCAAAGACCUUUCUUAUGCCGGAAGCAAAAACCAAAACUUUUUGUUGGCUUUUUCUUUUGCCGCCUCCCGAGCACCCUGCCCUCCCAACCCUGCCCCCUGAUCCCGGGCUGGAAGCCUUCCCUCCUUCACUUAAGUUAUUGUGUUAAACCAAAGUUUACAGUGUCUGUUGGUAGCAAGACCCCCUCCUCCCCUCUACCACCCCCCCCAAGGGUCCAGGGGUCCUACUCGCUUCCCCCCUGCUCAUACCUUGCCUAUGGAGACAUGAGAGGGCAGAAUCCUGCCCCCAGCCCUGGGCUGCUUUCGGGGGUCGGGGGAGGGCUCUUCAGAUGCCUCCAUAGGACCAAGUCCCCAUCAUUGCCGGGAGUGUGGAUUCUAGCAGCAGAGCUGGAAACGAUGAGAUUCCACAGACCCCCUAUGGGGGACCCACAACCCAAGACCGCAGACUGGGUGUAAGGGAUGCCCGGAACACCCUGACCAGGCCCCUCCCCUAAGACUUCUUGGAUAUUUCCCAGGAGAAUCCCACAUUCACCGCCAAACCCCUAUCCCUACCCAACACAAGCUGCCCUCCUGAAAGGCAAGGGCGCCCCGCCCCCGGCCUUCCCCCAUGUACCCCCACCUGUGUUCCGUUUGACCAGCACAGAAAUAUUAAAGUCCUCUAUUUACCGGG